AUGAAGUUCACCACUGUGUUCAGCGCAUUGACUUUACCUUUCUUGGUUUCUGCUCAAGCUCAAGGUUUAUAUUCCAAAGAUUUAAACGUGUUUGAAUUAGAUACAACAAAUUUUAAUCAAGUUGUUAUGGAAUCUAAUCAAACAACAAUUGUUGAGUUCUAUGCACCAUGGUGUGGUCAUUGUCGUCAAUUAAAACCUCAUUAUUCCAAAGCAGCAAAGCAAUUGAAAGAUAUUGUUCAAGUUGGUGCUGUUAAUUGUGAUUAUGCAAAGAAUAAAAAUCUUUGUUCAAAAUAUAAAAUUGAAGGUUAUCCAACAAUCAUGGGGUUUAGACCACCAAAAGUUAAUUUAGAUAAAGUUGAAAAUUUAAAAUAUACUCAUGCAACAGAAAAAUAUUCAGGUGCAAGAACUGCAAAAGGUAUAGUAGAUUUUGGUCUUGGUAGAAUUAAAAAUUAUGUUAAAAGAAUUGCAACAGAGGAUAAAUUAAAUGAAUGGUUAAAUAAAUCAUCUCCAAGACCUAAAACCGUGGUUUUCACAAGAAAGGAUAAAUUAGCACCAUUAUUAAAAUCAAUUGCUAUUGAUUUAUUAGGUAUUGUAGAUAUUGCUUAUUUCCCAUUGAGAGAUCGUGAAGUUGGAAUUUUUGAAAAAUAUGAUAUUGAUCCAAAAGGUGAUAAAGCUGUUGUUUUCUAUUUUGAUUCAAAGACAAAUGAACCAAUAAGAAAUACUUCAGGAUUGAGUAAAUUAGAAUUAUUCAAAUUUUAUCAACAAUUUAAUGAAAUUCAAUCACAAUUAGAUGAAGUUUUAGAAAAAUCUGAAUAUUUGAAUAAAGUUCAAAAAGGUGAGAAAAUCACUAAGAAAUCUAAAAAAAAUGGUAAGAAAAGUAAAUCAGAUACUUUAGAUCAUGAUGAAUUAUGA
This is a messenger RNA of Hansenula ciferrii, 912 nucleotides long. RefSeq names its product protein disulfide isomerase MPD1 (gene MPD1). The record is from RefSeq and is a predicted model, not a curated record. Lineage: Eukaryota; Fungi; Ascomycota; Saccharomycetes; Phaffomycetales; Wickerhamomycetaceae. The transcript has a single exon. Gene Ontology annotation, biological process: response to endoplasmic reticulum stress. Gene Ontology annotation, cellular component: endoplasmic reticulum lumen. Bases 1 to 912 code for a protein of 303 amino acids. Gene Ontology annotation, molecular function: protein disulfide isomerase activity; protein-disulfide reductase activity.